Messenger RNA from Symbiodinium natans, 3210 nucleotides. The record is from the annotation of a GenBank genome assembly. Lineage: Eukaryota; Dinophyceae; Suessiales; Symbiodiniaceae.
AUGUCACCGGCUGCCGAUGCGAUUUUUGUAGCCGUCGCGCUGCUAUUGUGCUCCAAUGCCCUCGCGCUGUCGAGCGCCCUGGGUAACGAGUCGGCGGAAUCUACAACAGAGCCUACCACACCCACUACAACAGAGUCUACCACAUCCACUGCACCUGCAGACGAAGCGGAGGACGAGGACGAGCUCAGCAGCACGUGCGAUGAUGGCAUCAUUUUCCUUUCGGCUCGGACGUAUACGCGCAUGGUUUUAAUCGUUGAAGACUGCGUGCUUGUUGGCAUCCCGGGCACCGUCUUGGCCGCCCCCAUUGUCUUCAACAAGCACGGCGAGCUGAAUGGCACACUGGUUUUCGACACUGGCAGCUUUGCAUGGAACGAGCCCUGUGUUAACGCUGGGGGCUCCUUGACGUUGAAUGGCGACAUCAUCUUCCGGAAUUGCUACAACCCAGAAUUGGGCGGCGCCAUCCGCUCCAUGACCUGGAACAUGAGGAACGGCAUGAACGCCGUGGGCCUUGUUGCACAGUUUGCUGGCCGGCUGCUCUUUGAAAACUGCAGCGCAAAGCUUGGAGGGGGCGCCAUUGCAGCUCAAGGUAUCGAGCUGCAUGGUGAGGAGGUGACCUUUCUCAACUGCAGGGCACCAGAAGGCCAAGGGGGCGCAAUCUAUAGCCAGUAUGGCGUGGACAUGUCAGCCAAACGGGUGACCUUCUGGCUCUGUUCCGCAGUGACGGGCUCAGCCAUCUGGUCCGACUCGCACUUGGUGCUACGAGGUCCUUCCGUCGAUGUUACGCGAUGCCACUGCAAGGGCAAAAAGGGCUCAGCUACUUCCAUCCUCCGGGCCGGCUUCCGCCAGCGCACAAUGCUUGUGGACAUGGACGUCUUUACCUCAACGUGCAGCUACGGUCUCAUUGCGACCGGGGCCUUCUCGCUCGUGAUCCGGAACGCCACGUUUUCCUUCCUAAACCGCGGAGCUAUCCAGGCGGACUUUGUUUUAGAGCUGGACAUCAUACACAGCCGGAUGGAGCACAUGCAGCAGUUCCUGCAGGCCCGCAGCGCGCGCAAGGUGAGCCUCGCCGGUUUGGAUUUGUUCUGCACCCCUGUCUCCCCGACUCGCUGCAUCGACUUGAACUUCUGGACUUCGGGCGCAGAGAUCGCGAUCUCGGACGUCCAAAUCCGUCACAGGGUUGUUUCUCUCCAUAGUGGGGACGCGAUGCUGCUGGAGUACCCUGUAAGUACCAGCUGGGCUGAUCGUGAGUUCGAAGCCAAGCUGACGUGCUCGGCUGGCUCAUAUCCGGAUGUUACCUUGGAAGACCAGGACCAUUGGGAGGUGAAGACAGUACCCGAGCAGAAGGUUCACACACUGGACUGCUCCACCUUGGUUCCUGAAGGUUGCUGCAUCACGGCACCCGGAACUGGUGGCCCUGGGCAUGUCAUGCAGCACUCGGUUCAUUUGACAGAUCGCCCCUGCAGCGAGUCAUUCCCAUGCCUGUGCAUGGAUGCUUUCUGCAAUCAGUGUACCGUUCGGACAAGGAUGAAGGUGCUGAGGGCGAGGUGUGCAGACUGCAGCUAUGGAAGUUUGUCGCCGGUUCCCAUAUCGAUGAUGAUGGAGCAGCAGCACAUGCAGUUGAACACAGGCCGCUGGCACUGGCAGAAGAACUAUUGCAAUGACUGCAACCUUGUCCAAGAGUCUGUGGAGUCUAUCAUCUCCUGUGGGAAGGGCACGAUGGUCCUACCUCGCGGGAUCAUGGUAACUCUGCAUCCUAUGCCGGCAGUCCCGGAUCGCCAGACCAUCCUAGCCUGGCGUUGUCCGAACCCGGGUGCGUGUCCUGGACACAAGCAAGAGCUCGGACUGGAGGGCCUCACUCGACAGUGCUCUCCGGGCUAUGCAGAAGGCAUCCCCGGCUGCGUCCAAUGUGCACCUGGAUACGGUCGAAAGGUGAACGACCCCUUCAUUUGCCAGCAGUGCCCGCCCAGACGGUUCCAGUGGUCCAUGUUAGCCUUGAAGCAUGCCGGCCUCUUCGUGCUUGGUCUAAUCUCUGCUCGAAAGGCCUCGCGAAGGCGAACCAGCGUCAUCUUCAAGAUCAUGGUUUCCUUUGGGACUGCAGCUAACUGCAUCCUCCAAGCUGUCUCCAGUCUCAGCGAGUACCAGCUGGCAAAGAACUCCAUCCGGCGAUACCUUGGGCUGACAGAGACCCUGACAUCUGGGACAAGCUUGUACAACUUGCUUAGCUACGAAUGUCUUCUGCAGACCACCAGGGUACCGGAGUAUGGAUGGGUGAUUAUUGGGCUCGUGCCACCGCUGCUGCUACUGUUUUUCUGUUGGAUUGUGGGGUCCAUCGCAAGCCGCUACGGCUUCCGACACGACAUUCUGAUGCUGCAAGCCACUUUGGUCCUGGGCAACAACUACAUGGGAAGCGCAUGUGCAAGCUUCAUGAAGCCGCUGUCGUGCUUCCAGAUGCAGAAAAGCGUCGGAGGCCACAAGCCCCACUUCUUCUGCUCCUUCACCUUGGGGCCCUGCCGAUCUCUGCGCUUUCAAGCUACGGCUGCAAUCGGCAUCUUCGUAUUGAUUCUGGCCGUACCCAUGUAUUGGCUGGAGAUGAUUCGGAGAUCGCACAGCUGGCGUCCGGAAGCUCGAAGACAGAGCAUGGGAUUUCUCAUCUCUGGCUACAGAAUGAGUGUGGAAUGGUGGGAGGUCGUACCACUGCUGCGGAAAGUGUGUCUGCUCCAAGUACGAGUCUUCUUUCCCCCGAGUUACGCGGCCUCCACGAACCUUGCCCUCACCCUUGGCAUCCUCAUGGGUAGCCUCACUCUGCACGCCUUUGUGCAGCCGUACGAGGACUCCUUCCUGAACCGAAUCGAGGGUUCCACCCUGGCGGCCAGUUGCAUAUCGCUGCUGCUGGCAAGCUUGGCCGUGGCCACGGAGUGGAACAAGAAUGAAACCGUGACGCUCCGGUAUCUCGUGUUGCUGACCUUCGUCCUGGCCUCCAGUUCUGUGGUGCUCUUUGCGCUGCUGGCAAGGUCGUUUAUUCAGCAGGUCGCACAGAAGCGGAGGAGGCAAAUCGGCUUGACACUGGAGAUGGAGCGGUGCCCCUCAAGGGCCAUGACCCUGACCUCCGCGACAAUGUCUGACAUGACCAUGUCGGAUUGGCCACUGGGGAGCGAGCUAACUCCCCCUUCUUUGACCGAGCAGGACAACGAGCAGGACAAGGCGCAGUAG